Messenger RNA from Penaeus chinensis, 1014 nucleotides. RefSeq lists its product as uncharacterized. The annotation marks the transcript as partial. The transcript has a single exon. NCBI's taxonomy places the organism in Eukaryota, Metazoa, Arthropoda, Malacostraca, Decapoda, Penaeidae. The record is from RefSeq and is a predicted model, not a curated record.
UCAUCAUCAUCAUCAUCAUCAUCAUCAUCAUCAUCAUCAUCAUCAUCAUCAUCAUCAUCAUCAUCAUCAUCAUCAUCAUCAUCAUCAUCAUCAUCAUCAUCAUCAUCAUCAUCAUCAUCAUCAUCAUCAUCAUCAUCAUCAUCAUCAUCAUCAUCAUCAUCAUCAUCAUCAUCAUCAUCAUCAUCAUCAUCAUCAUCAUCAUCAUCAUCAUCAUCAUCAUCAUCAUCAUCAUCAUCAUCAUCAUCAUCAUCAUCAUCAUCAUCAUCAUCAUCAUCAUCAUCAUCAUCAUCAUCAUCAUCAUCAUCAUCAUCAUCAUCAUCAUCAUCAUCAUCAUCAUCAUCAUCAUCAUCAUCAUCAUCAUCAUCAUCAUCAUCAUCAUCAUCAUCAUCAUCAUCAUCAUCAUCAUCAUCAUCAUCAUCAUCAUCAUCAUCAUCAUCAUCAUCAUCAUCAUCAUCAUCAUCAUCAUCAUCAUCAUCAUCAUCAUCAUCAUCAUCAUCAUCAUCAUCAUCAUCAUCAUCAUCAUCAUCAUCAUCAUCAUCAUCAUCAUCAUCAUCAUCAUCAUCAUCAUCAUCAUCAUCAUCAUCAUCAUCAUCAUCAUCAUCAUCAUCAUCAUCAUCAUCAUCAUCAUCAUCAUCAUCAUCAUCAUCAUCAUCAUCAUCAUCAUCAUCAUCAUCAUCAUCAUCAUCAUCAUCAUCAUCAUCAUCAUCAUCAUCAUCAUCAUCAUCAUCAUCAUCAUCAUCAUCAUCAUCAUCAUCAUCAUCAUCAUCAUCAUCAUCAUCAUCAUCAUCAUCAUCAUCAUCAUCAUCAUCAUCAUCAUCAUCAUCAUCAUCAUCAUCAUCAUCAUCAUCAUCAUCAUCAUCAUCAUCAUCAUCAUCAUCAUCAUCAUCAUCAUCAUCAUCAUCAUCAUCAUCAUCAUCAUCAUCAUCAUCAUCAUCAUCAUCAUCAUCAUCAUCAUCAUCAUCAUCAUCAUCAUCAUCAUCAUCAUCAUCAUCAUCAUCAUCAUCAUCAUCAUCA